UCCACUUUACAAAGAGAUUAAGAGAAAUAAUGUAUUGGAUGUGAAAUAAAGUUUUAUUAAAUUUGAACGCGGUUAAAACUCGUUGGAAUUUAAACUCGACAGACACUUACGGUAGUCUGUUGUAAAAAUAAAGACGGUGUUUUAUGUUUAUUGUAAAAAUUCCUGAGAACCAGUGCAGAGAUUUAUUGUGUAAACAACGCAUGGUCAAUAGUAGGAAAUAAGCCAGGAUCAAUAUUCAUAAAUAAUUUGACUUUGUGUGUCAUAUUUUCUACAUGAUUAGAUGAUAUUAAAAGUUUGAGAACAAGUUGAGAAUAGUUAAAUGUCCAUAACGGAGAAAAUGGGCUUAAUUCUCAUUUAAAACAAUGACUGAUAGAAGGAGACAUUCUGUUGCUGAGAUUGUCCCACCAACACCCCAUAGUAAAGACAAGAAAAAAUGGUCUUUUGAUGCAUUCAGUCCAUUACAUCUUGGAUUUACAUUGCCAUCAAAAUGGAAGAGGAAAUCAUCUGCUGAUGGAAUAGAUCCACGUUUGAGAAAACAUGCAGAUGACCACGAUCUUCUGGUUAAACCAUCUUUAGGACAUAGAUCCAAAAGACGUGCUUCAGUGGCUGUUAUUGCCACAGAGACUACUUGUACACUUGAAAAAAGUAGCCAUCACCAUGGCAGCUUUUUGUCACUAUGGAAAAGAAGGUCAUCCAUUCAAGUUGAACAGACAGUCACUGUUGAACAGAAAAGUUCUCCUGAGGAGGAAAGACCGAGAUCUGAGGUACCCAGGAGACGAGCCUCCAUUGCAGUGCCACAUCUUAAUAUUCCUGAACACAAAAUCAUAUUCAAAUCUCCUAAAUCCAAGUCAAAGAAACACAGUAAAGAAUAUUUCCUGGCUGUAGUUAACCUCACCAAUGGUGAUAUAAGAUGGUUGAGUGGUGAGGAUGGAAUUGGGAUAGCAGAAUUAUUGACUCAGGCCACCAUGGACCAGAGAAUCAAUAGCUAUCGUCUGAUUAUGGCCUCUACUAGGGCCAUUUUGGACUCGGACGGUAGCUCUGGAUCGCCAUGUGUGGAUCCUGAUUUAGAUGACGUGUUUGAAGAGCUUGGUUUACAGAAUGACCAAGAAGAAGAAGAAGACGAUCCACGUUAUGAUGUGGUAAAUGAUUUACAGAAAACUGAGCGGGAAUAUUGUCGUCUGCUGAGAAGUAUACUGAAUACAUAUGGAGAACCACUGAGGAAAUUUUCAUCCUUAACAGCAGAGGAUCACAAAGUAUUAUUUGUUGGUAUAGAACCUAUACUCUCCAUCAGUGCCAUGUUAACUUCUAAAUUUGAAGAUGUAUUAAAGACCUGGGACAGUUCUGCUUCACAGAUAGGGAAUCUUUUUUCUAGUAAAUUUUGGAAUCUGUAUGAAGAUUAUCUGAAGAACUAUUCUAAAGCAAGGAAAUUACUGGAAGACAGAUGUACAGAAGAUCAAUCGUUUCUAGAAUUUUGUAAUCUUCGUAAAGGGCAGACAACUUAUAAAUUACAAACAUUGUUACAUCUACCUGUUCAGAGGAUACCUGAGUAUGACAAGUACUUAAAUGAUCUUCUCGAUGAUACGGAUCCAAACCAUCAGGACUAUGAGGAACUCAAUAGAGCUACCUCUCGAGUCAAAAAUAUGGUAAAGGAGCAUGAGGAUGAACUUGGAACAUCAGAGAAUCAAACAAAAAUGGACAGUAUUCAGUUACGAUUCCCAAAUGAUGACUUACAACUUGAUGAUAAACAGCAGAAACGAACUUCUUCAGCGAAAAGAAGAAAGUCAGCACCAGGAGCUAUUCUACUUAAAAGUAUUGGCAAAUCUAAAAGUUCCAGUAAUUUGUGGGCUAGUGCAAGCAUGGGAAAAAAAGAAACAGAUUUGGCGAGUCCUGCAUCCAGACUCCCAAAUCAAGAAAAUCGUCAGUUUGUGAUGGAAGGUCAAGUACAGUUUGCUACAGGUGUACAGAUACAAGAUAGAUAUAUGUUCCUAUUUAAUGACCUUUUACUGGUAGCUAAACAAAAAACAUCAACAACAUUUAAGUUGAAGCAGAGAGUAAGAGUCUGUGAAAUCUGGUUAUCGGAAUGCAUAAAUGAUGUUACAGAAUUGACAAGGUCAACAGAGCUGUCGUUUGUUAUGGGAUGGCCUUUGUGUAAUUGUGUUGCCACAUUCAAAACACUUGAUCUGAAACAGCAAUGGCUGACCAAACUAACUGAACAAAUUGAAAAUGAAAGAAUGAAAGAACAACCCAGGGUGAUCAAGUUAAAAGUUGUCAGUAGAGAAAUAAGUGAGCCAUGCAUGGUUGAUGUUGAUACUAAUAUGGAUGCUCAAAAAGUCCUUAAGGAAUGCAUGGCCCAGUCCCAUUUAUCUGAUUCAGAUCCCAAAGAUUACCAGAUGUGGGUGAGAUAUGGCAAAGAGGACAGUCCCUAUCCACUUAUAGGUCAUGAAUUACCAUACAGUAUUAAAAUGAGUCAGUUGAGAGAUAGCUACCAGUCAAAAAAUGGAGAUGUUUCCCUGCCAUCAAACGGAGAAAUUCUUGACCUGAAUUCUGCAGGAAGCAAUGUUGAAUAUAUUUUAAAGCACAGGAAGUCCACAAAAAAGCCAAAUUUAGAUGAAAACUCCUCAGGAAAGAGUAUGAAGAAACCAAGACGUUCACCGUUUAGUAUUUUUCGUCGUGGUAAAGAUGACAAAAAUAAUAACUCUUCUCCAACUGGAAAACUUUUUGGAAGACCUUUGGAUGACUUGGUCAUAGAUGGAGGCCUCCCUAAAGCUGUUAUGUGCCUGCUCAGGAUAAUGUAUCGUGAUGGUCCAUACACAAAAGGAAUAUUAAGGAAAUCAGCAAACUCAGUGAAAUGUAAGGAAAUCCAUGAAAAACUGGACGAAGGAGAAGAAUGUUUAGAUGAUAAUAUUCAGACACUAGUUGUUGGUGCAGUUCUCAAGGAUUAUUUAAGGAAUCUACCUCGUUGUCUGUUAUUGGAGGACCAUUACAAUGAAUGGGUAGCGCUAAGUGAGCAGGAUGAUAGUUCAGCAAAAAUGAAUAAAGUUAAACAAUUGCUGUUUAAGUUGCCACCUUCACACUUUGACCUCCUGCGGCAUUUGAUCUGUGUAUUACACCAUGUUCAGGAAAAGCACAGUGAAAAUAUGAUGACCUCAUAUAACUUAGCAGUGUGUAUCACACCUAGUAUAUUAUGGUCCAAGGAGCAAAUCAAAGACCCAAUGGCCACCCAAUCACCACAUAAGGCAAUUAUGUACCUGAUUGAUAAUUGUGGUUCCAUUUUUGGCGUGGAAACACUAAGUCUGUUUGGGGAUGAACAGAAAAUCAGACAAGACUCAAGUACAGAUUCGGAUAGUGUACAUAGCUAUCUCAGUACUCAAGAUUCUGGAAGUGGAAUGCGUGCAGAUAAUUAUUCUAUGGAUAGUUUAGAACAUGAUCUAUAUGGAGAAUUUGAUUCAAGUCCUAAUCUUGUCAAAAGUCAUUUAUCGCCUUCAAAUCUAAGCCGAGAUUCAGGACUUACCCUAAGUGAUGCUCAGUUAUAUGAUGACGAUGGUAGCAUGGAGAAUUUAACAGACAGAAAAAAUUAUAAUAGGAGUAUAUCGCAGUAUAUGGAUCGUGAUUCAGACAAAUCAAAACAUUCAGAAAAUGUGAGUCGUAGCUAUGACACUGCUUAUGAAAAUCCAAAACCUCCUCCCAGGAAAAAUAAAAAGCGUGAAUACUCAAAUGAAAAGGACCAAGUGGCCAAAGGUGUUAAAAAUACAAUGCACCAAAGUUAUAGUGCUGAAGGCUAUCAAAAAUUCAAACGAAACUCAGCGGAGUCUUUACAGUCGUUAGAAGAUCAUGAGGAUCAACGGGUAACUCCAUAUGAAUUUUUACGUCAAUCAGACUAUGGAACAUUAAUCAAAUCAUCAAGUGGUGCUCAUUUAUUUCUAGAUGAAAACAAUAGGGAAUCAAGCAAUAAUAACUUACGCUAUGUAUCAGAGAUUGAAAUUCAAACUCAACGCUCUCCACAAGGAGGAAAUGGGAAAUUGAUACGACAAGCUUCAGUUACUGAAAGUAAUCCUCCUAAGUCACCUCAAUCUAGACUGUCAUGUGGAAGUUCUUUUGAUAGUGGAAUUCCCCACUCAUUAUCCUGUUCUUCAUUCAUGCAAGGACAAAUGUCACAUGAAAGUGAUUCACAUUAUUCAGAAUGUAGCUCAAGUAGUGAUCGAUUACGACAGAGUCAAGACGAUAAUUCAUUGAACAGUCAGUAUUCUAGUGCUAGGAGGACAAGCCCCUCUAAAAAAUAUGUUAACUCUUUAAUAUCCCCACCUAUUUCACCGAAAAAUUCCCGUAAAGUGUUCAAUUCAAACUCUAAAGAAGGUGUUUCAGUGAGAAGGUCAUUUCCUUUGGAACUUUCCAAUCCGACUAAAGGAUCUGGCUCCAAUAGUUACAAGGAAGCCGAGGACAUUAUCAAGCCAAGAUUUGAGCUUUCUACUUAUGAAUUUAAGGAACACAAAGAAAAUGAUCAUAUGUCCCCCAUUUUACAAACAAAAUAUGGUUCUAGUGCUUCUGCUAAUGAUGUUAGACAAAAUUUGCCUUUAAAGGCUUUCACAAAAUAUGGACUAGGAACGUCACCGCCACCUGGUGUUGUAUUAAAAUUACACCAGAAACAGCAAAAACGUGACAAUACACCAAUGCGUGCAAGUCAUGACAGUGCCAUUAUUUCACAAGUACGUAGAAAUAGCACAGAUAGUUCAGGUAGUGAUCAAAAGAGGGAACAUGAAUUUCAUCAUUCAGAACUUAAUAUUGGAAAGUUAAGCACACCUCCAUACCCUCUUGUGAAAAGUGACAGUGAUAGUGAUAUCAAUAGGACUUUGUCAAACUCACCAAACCGACCAGACAGGCCUCCAUCUUAUGAUGAGGCUUGUCAGAGAACUUUUAUGAUUAAACAUGGAAUUCCAUUAGAGAUUUCUGAACAAGAUAGCCAGAAACAAAAAGAAGCAAGUUUACUUGCAAAGCAAUUGUAUGAAGAAUCCCUACGCAAAUAUAUGGAGGAGCAUUUAAAUAGCCCAAGUGUUCAAAAUAUUGAUCGCAAGGAAGUUUCAAGAAAGGAGGAGGUAAUUAUAGAACAGGAGGAGUGUGACAGUGAUUCCUCUGAGGGUAUUGAAGAGGAAAAUACAAUGAUGAAGAAAGACCCAAAGAAAAUUUUCGAGGAAUCUUUGAAAGCUUAUGAGCAAAUUAAAAGUAGUUCACUAGAUACUUCUUCAGCCAAAAAAUCAUUGAUUCCAGAUAGUAGCCUUUUAUCCCCUGUUCACUUACAUCGUAGUGCAAGUGAUUCAUCAGACAAAGCUGGAAUACAUAGCAGGAGGAGUCCUACUCGGGAAAAAUCUCCUCUAGCUACUGACAGGAGGAUACAUGAAGUUAGUCGAAAUUCUUCACCAAAUGCUCAGUUGAACUACUCAUCUUCUAGUGUAUCCAAUAGCUCCUCAGAUACUGUCACAGAAAGUCAACAAAUUCCACCAUAUCGACGUGAUCGAUCCGAUUCAAGUCCUGUAACUAGUCGUCACUAUUUUCCUAAAACUUCAGACAAUUUUGCUCAAAAUCGUAGUGCUCAAACCCAACAACGAAGCUCAACUGAACAAAUUCAAAGUAGGGAAUCAUCAGUGGAGACUAGAUACUCAUACAAAUCUAGAGACUUCUCACGUUCUCAGGACCGUACAAAUUUAUACUCUAGGGAUGUGGAACAAAAAGAAACAAGUGUGAUAAGAGACCCUGCUAAACCACGAUUUUUCACAGGUGCUAGAGAAAGUAAUAAAAGUCAGGAACAAUCUUCUAGUAAAACUGUAGGUGCUAAUGUUACAACUAAAGUUGAAUCUAAAAAUUCAAUUGUAUGGAAAUCAAAACGAGACCCGGUAACUACUCCAAAGAGAGACUCUUCUGCAGAUUUACCGUGGAGUGUUAAAAACUUACGAUCUGUGUUUGUAAACUCGAACAGUUCAGGACAGUCAUCAGUCAGCAGUUCAAGUGAAUCGCGACCUCCACCUCCUCCUUACCAACCUCCUCCUCCGUUUCGUCGUGACAAUGCUCGAAUGAGUUCCUCAAGUAAUAGUAGUUGUAGUAGUUCUAAUACAGACAAUAGUGCAAACAUUCCACAGACAAAAUCAUCUCUGUCACAUAGACGUUUAGGUGGGCCACAAGCCCACGACAGUUUCAGUGAUGAUUCUGAUACUUCUAGUCGUAGCUCAGGACUUCGUAGAAAUUCUACUAACGUUUCAUCAGAUCAUGAAUCAUGGACAUAUCUUGAUACGGAAGUGACGUUUGUGUAAUGCCUGUGAUACAUGUAUUUGUGUUUUUCUAUCAUGCCAUUAAUAUUCAUAAACAUUUUUGUAUGUUCCUCUUGGUACAUGUAUUCUAUGUGUUAAAACAAAAUACAUAUUAAUAUUGGGAAAUUUUACUGACUAGAUAUAUCAAUGAGAUAUUUGAAAAAUAAAAAGUUCUUAAAGAAUAUUUUUGUUAUAAAAGUACACCAAUUUCAAGAUUAAACAAUAGGGGGAUGUAAUGAUUUUUUGGUUAAAGGGAAGUAAUGCAGUAAUUGUUUAUACUGAGAAUGUUAUUGGCAAUACCUCAGAUUUUACCUCAUAUAAAUGGUUGAUAUACUCUUUAAAAUGUUUGUAUAUCUAUUUUAUGUAUAAAUACAGAAUAAUACUCAAAUUGUACAUUUGUAAUUUGUAUAUAUGUAUAUCUGUGAAAUUGUGGCAUACUGUACAGUAUCAACGUGUACAGUGCUCUGUUUGUUAUUUUGUACAUUUUUAAGUCCAAAUCUUGUAAAGUCUUCACCUCUCCUCUCUCAAAUAGAAUUUUAAAGUGUAUUGUAAAUAGGUGAAUAAAUUAAUCAAAUCUUGCCCAAAUUGUAUUUGGUAGUAAUUAAGGAAGGGAUGCCAUAUUUUAACAGUAGUAUAAUUUGUAGCAUUUCUUAUAUUCCAAGUGCCAAGUAUACAAGGUGGACAAAUAACAAUUUAUUAUACACAGACAGUAUAGAUAAAAAAGUAUGGCAUGUUUAUAUUUAAUUGUGAAAGUGCUAUUAUUUAUUUAUAUUUUUAUCACAAAACAUGCACUGACUAAGAAAUUUCAAAAUCUGUCAACAUGGUUGUCAUGGAGAUUUUUCUGAAUAGCAACAUUUUUAUAUACACAUAUUAAUGUCCUUACUAUAUAAAUUUAUACAAAGGAAAUUUUUUAUUGAACUUCAAUAGUAUUUUUAUAUGUUACCUAUUUAGCAAAUAAUGGACAAUGUACACAAUUCUAUUUUCUAUGAUUUACUAUGCAAUUAUAAAGAUGCAAUGGUUUUAUAUGUGAUGAUAUCUGUUACUGUAAAGUGUACAUUUUAUUUGUUAUUUUUGAUACACUGAACAUUUUGUAUCAAAAUGUCAUCAUGAAAACCAUAACUUGAUCAAAAUAAAAAAAUAAUAUGAAAAGA
Mytilus californianus (California mussel) is the source of this 7447-nucleotide messenger RNA. RefSeq names its product rho GTPase-activating protein 20-like. Gene Ontology annotation, biological process: signal transduction. The record is from RefSeq and is a predicted model, not a curated record. Gene Ontology annotation, molecular function: guanyl-nucleotide exchange factor activity; GTPase activator activity. Bases 363 to 6299 code for a protein of 1978 amino acids. The transcript is spliced from 23 exons. NCBI's taxonomy places the organism in Eukaryota, Metazoa, Mollusca, Bivalvia, Mytilida, Mytilidae.